Messenger RNA from Pieris macdunnoughi, 414 nucleotides. Lineage: Eukaryota; Metazoa; Arthropoda; Insecta; Lepidoptera; Pieridae. The record is from the annotation of a GenBank genome assembly.
AUGCAAUUUGUAAGAAUUUAUUAUGGACCCUGUGAUUCGUUUUACACAGUAUCGCAUAAACCUCAAAAACUAAGAGGUCUGAGAGAUCAUCUCCAAACACUCGGCUUCCGCGUGGAUCUGAUACCAGUUGAUUAUGUCAACUAUUGCGUGCUGGAGAUGUGUGGACAUGAGGUAUUCCGCUGUAACAUAAAGAAUCUUGCUAUCAAUACACACUUUGAGCGAGACCCAGUCUGCCGUAGAGCGAUUAACGCAGUUGUGGAAUCCUCUGAAAAGUUCCUCAGAGCGCGAAGCCACCGAUGGUUCUGGGCGCUGAUAGAAGACCAAAUAUUCCGAAGAAGCGAGUUCGCGCCCAAAGACCACUGGCCCUUUGGACUUGACGACAACUUGAAUGUAACCAAACAGUUGUUUAAAUAA